This is a messenger RNA of Paraglomus brasilianum, 197 nucleotides long. NCBI's taxonomy places the organism in Eukaryota, Fungi, Glomeromycota, Glomeromycetes, Paraglomerales, Paraglomeraceae. The record is from the annotation of a GenBank genome assembly.
AUGCCAAAAACGGUUGCUGUUUUUAUUAAAUAUGUUGCUAAUACCCCUCCGGAAGACAUAUCCUACUUGCACUUUCUGGACUCCAACAAAGAAGUCAUCAAAACGCUUCCACCAUACGCGAGAACUUGGCAUAAUUACCAUGAAGCCAACGCUUUUCUAAAAGAGAUAGAACAUUUGUUAAAAAUUUUUUGCGAAGG